AUGGUGCUGGGUCUGGAACCGGAGAAAGAAGAAAAAAGAGAAACCCACCUCAAUGCACCCCAUGAACGUUUAUCGUCCUACUACAUGCCUCUACCUCUAGCCAUCCGGAACCUCUUUCAGUCCAUCAAAAUCACCUCUGAGUCUUUGCAAACAUGGUUGGCCCAACCUAGAAUAGUCCUCGCCCCCGCGCCCUUUCACCUGGCUCAUCUCACUCAUCCUUCCAGGCUCUACUAUAAGCAUCCCGGCCUCAGGAGGAUCCUGGAAUCCCUACCUAAGCGAGCUCCUUCCCAUCCUACACAUCUUGGCCACAGUCCGUCACUACUGUCCCCUCCAGACUAUAAGCUCCUGAAGGCAAGGGCCGCGUCUUGUACCCCUAAAACGGAGCCCAGGAGAAAGGAAAGGCUCACUGCGCGGCCUCGGUGCUCAUCUGUAGCGGGGGAUCCUCAAACCCGCCCUCGUCAUCACAGCCUGGAUUACAACCUCACUGCCCCCACCCGGACCUCCCCGCGCGCCCCACCCGGCGAUGCGCCCACCUGCAGGGUCUCAGCGAAGCGCGGUCUCCCGCAGCUCUCCAGGCCCGAACCGAGGUGCCCGAAGACCCCGAGGGGGCUGCGGGAGCUGAUCUUGCCGCCCCACGGGCCUUAUAGCAGCCUCCGCGGUCUCCGCCUGGCCCCUCCGCUUCGCGGUACUUCCCAGCUUCCUGCCCCCAAACCCUGGGCGGGGCGCGCGCGCGCAUACGCCGGGGCAGGGAGGGGGGACUCGUCCUCUCAGAGUCCUGCGGCUCAGCCCCGGCGCCACCUCGCCAGGGAAGGGGGCAGCUGACGCCCCAGCCCCGCACGUGAUCCCCUCCCCGACCCCCCUAUGCUCCGGAAACCACAGUUACGCACCUGGGCGGGCAGCGACCACCCGUCGGUCCCCCUCUGCGGGACACAGAGUGAAUAGAGCGCGCCGCUCCCAGCUCCUGCCAGGGCGACCCCAAGCUGCAUUCUGAAAGGGAAAGCGAUUUGAAAUUUACUGAUGGCUGGAAGCUCGUGAUGCAGUUAUGUGCGGAGAUAUACUGGGAUUCCGGGAAGAGGCGAGAGAAUUUGGAGUUCCGUGCUUUUCUACUUACAGCCAGCAAAGGUAGAGUGGCAGAGUCCUAUUGCAGCGUAGGAAGGUGCUGAUGGAUCUUUGUUCCGCGCUCUUGUCUUAUAUUUAUGAGGGAUUCCGUUAGAACCAAAGUAUUUGUUCCAGAUGCCACAACUGAUCAACAGCCAACCUCGCCCUUGAACCCAGAUAGGGAACCAGGACUCCCGGUACCUGAGCUCUUUGCCACGCCUGGUGAUGGGGCGGUGGUGUCAGGGUGUGAGCCCCUCUUUCAUUCUGCUGCAAGGCCAGAAGCAGAUACUGACUCAGACUGGCUGGGGCCGUUGAUCACAACUUCUGGGGGUUCAGAGUCCCUGGUGGAGCAGAGACCCACACUUUUCUCAUCACCUCACUGUGCCAGUGGCACCCUUAGGCUGGUCACGGAGGCCCCGCCGUUGGAAGCAUUACAUGUUGACACCAUGAUGUCCAGAGGAAGAGAACAAAGCAAAUGGCUUCCUCGCUGAGGCAGGGAGCUUUUCCCGGGAGCCUUGUCCCUCGGCAGAUUUCCCUUCUGGUUUCAAAUUAACCAGAAUGAGUGCAUUCUCCUUAGGGCCUGAGUUAGGGUGAGGCAAGUGAAGUAACCAGGGCACAAAAUUUAAGGAAGCACAUACUCGUAUGCUCCAGCCCUGCACUUGCACGACCCUGCGAGUGAGCAUAUCCUCAAAAUGUGUGCCCCAGCUGCCUUGCUCUACCUCUUUCUUUAAAUAACAGCUUUAUUGAGAUAUAAUUCACAUACUAUAAAAUUCACCCUUUGAAAGUGUACAAUUCGGUGGUUUUUAGUAGAUUCACAGAGUUGCACAAACACCACCAUUUGUGAUUCCUGAACAUUUUCAUCACCCCCAAAAGAAACACCAUACCCAUUAGCAGCCACUCUCAAUUCCCCUAUCCCCUAGGCCCUAGCAACCACUCAUUCACUUUCUGUACCUGUGGAUGUACCAGCUGCAGUCAUUCAUACAGUAGGAUCAUACAUUUUGUGGUCUUUGGUGACUGCCUUCAUUUUACUUAGCAUAAUCUUUUCAAGCUUCAUUCUCUGGCUAAUUUUCCAUUGUAUGCAUUUAUUACAUUUUGUUUAUACAUUUUUUUGCCAUUUUUUAAAAAUUCAAUUUUAUUGGGAUAUAUUCACAAACCAUUCAGUCAU
Molecule: messenger RNA, 2263 nt
Organism: Choloepus didactylus (southern two-toed sloth)
Lineage: Eukaryota; Metazoa; Chordata; Mammalia; Pilosa; Megalonychidae
Exons: 3
Coding region: 1-822 (273 amino acids)
Source: RefSeq, a predicted model, not a curated record